Molecule: messenger RNA, 1308 nt
Organism: Vanrija pseudolonga
Lineage: Eukaryota; Fungi; Basidiomycota; Tremellomycetes; Trichosporonales; Trichosporonaceae
Exons: 8
Coding region: 1-1308 (435 amino acids)
Biological process (GO): meiotic chromosome segregation
Cellular component (GO): nucleus; chromosome, centromeric region
Source: RefSeq, a predicted model, not a curated record
AUGUCCCAGCGACGUUCGAGGAGGUCGUUUGGGCCGCCCGACACGUCUGAGGGCGGAUCAGGCGCAGGCGAUGCGACGACCACCCAGCUGCAACAGUUCGACGAUUUCCGCCGAAGGCAUAGCAGGCAGAACCGCGAGAUCAUCAGCGAGAACAUUACGCGCAAGGGCUCGAUGAACAACCUCCAAGGACAGAUCGCGGAGCUCAAGGUCGAGCUGCUCGAGGUCCAGCAGGCCAACCGCUUCCUGCGCAAGCAGGUGCAGAAGGCGCAUAAAGAGUCAAUGCUUCUGAAGAGCCAGGAGACCCGCGACGCUCUUGACGCAGUCCUGGCUGCAGUCCCAGCCCUCCUGCAGUUGCGCGCCGCUCUGAACAAGCUGCCUGCUCCACAGCCGGUCGCCGGGCCCAGCUCGCUGCCGUACAAGCACGACUUUGGAAAUCCCACCGCCACCCGCCCAGCGGCGACUGCUGCAGAGUAUCACGAGCUAGAGAUCUUGGCCGAGGCAUCCGAGACUGAGACGCCUCCGCGCAGUCAGGGACGUCGCAAGUCGAGAGGACGCCCAUCACCCUCGAAGAACGGCACGUAUGGCUCACCCAGCCCCAAGGUCGACCGGCGGCAGGUGUACCUCGACCCUUCGUCACCCGUAACCUCGCCAAGCCCGAAACGCUCGACGCCAAAGAAGGACCGGCAGCGUCGGCGACGCGAGAGCGGACUGCUUCCUCAGCCGCCGACGGUGUCGCCAGCAGAGAUGUCCCCUCUGUCUGAGCCGCCCUCCGAAAGCCCCUUGUGGGAGGCCCAGUCGCGGCUCGAGGAGCAGGCUGUCGAGCAGGCCGUCACGCCAACGUCGAAGCGCCGGGACACGUCAAGCCACAUCGCCGCGUCCAAGGGCAAGAACCUCACUGCCGACUUGGCUGCCAUCGGCAAGGAGAGAGUGCCGCUCGGCGAGAGGACGCGCGCAGGCAAUACACCGGCCGCUGAUCUCGGCAAGCCGCUUCCCAAGAUGCCAUCGACGAAGAGUGCUCGAGGAUCAACCCCGCCUCCACCACCUCCUGCCCGCGAGCGUGCUUCUUCAACACCGCCUCCAACAUCGCCAUCGGCCGACGAAGACGGUGGUCGUAUGCGCCGUGUCCGCAAGAGUGUCAACUACAAGGAGCCGAGCUUGAAAGACAAAAUGCGCAACGAAUUAAACUCGGGCGUGCGCAGGAAGAGUACAUUGCCGCGCUCGUCAGCCAAGAUGUCGGGGCUGGGCAAGGUUGUGCUCGACGACAGUGACCUGCUGGGCCUCCCAGGGCAACCACAGCCCACCAAUUAG